CCUCCUCCUCAUAUCCAAUCAACAACCAUUAAUCAUCACAACUGUAAAAGCCAUCGAUGGGAAUGGAAACGAAGGCGUUGGCAUUUUUACUGGCGGCGACACUGGCGGCGCCGCUUCUUUGCGCCGCUCAGAACUGUGGAUCACAAGUGGGCGGAGCAGUGUGCAGCGAUGGCGAAUGCUGUAGCAAAUGGGGGUGGUGCGGAACCACCGAUGACCACUGUUUACCAGAUCGAGGCUGCCAAAGCAACUGCCACGGUGGCGGCGGCGGCGGUGGUGGAGGAGGCGAACAAGCCUUCAACGUUCGAUCGACAUAUCACGAGUACUACCCGGAGAGGAAUAACUGGAACUUGUACGCUGUGAGUGCGUAUUGCUCGACGUGGGAUGGAGAGAAGCCGCUGUGGUGGAGGCAGAAGUACGGGUGGACGGCCUUUUGUGGGCCGGUGGGACCGAGCGGCCAGGCUUCGUGUGGAAAGUGUUUGAGGGUCACUAACCGCGAGACGGGGUCACAGGCGACCGUGAGGAUUGUGGAUCAGUGCAGUAAUGGCGGUCUGGAUUUGGAUAUCAAUGUGUUUAUGCAGCUGGACACCAAUGGCCAAGGAAACGCUCGAGGGCACCUCAUGGUCGAUUAUCAGUUUGUCGACUGUGGCGAUGGAGAGAAUUCUAACGGCGCUGAUCAGUUCAUGUGACGUCCAUGAAGGAUGUAUCUACGUAAAUAAAGUGAAAUGUUUGGUGCGUUGGAUCGACCGGGUUUCUGGAACUCGACCAUCGUCGUGUUCCCGAGUUGAGGCGAAUAAAAGUGCUUUGCUUUUGUUUUUCGUGUUCCCGAGUUGAAGACAAUAUAAGUGCUGUGCUUUUGUUUAAGUUACUUGUCAAGUGGUUCAAAGUAUUGGAUCGUAACGAGUUGCUGUUUUAAGAUUUGAUUGUGUGUAAAUGUGACUUAAUCUUAUUAAAUUUGAGUGGUGUAAAAGUUUUGGAAAGUAUUAAAUAA
Molecule: messenger RNA, 988 nt
Organism: Cryptomeria japonica (Japanese cedar)
Lineage: Eukaryota; Viridiplantae; Streptophyta; Pinopsida; Cupressales; Cupressaceae
Product: barwin
Exons: 1
Coding region: 57-686 (209 amino acids)
Biological process (GO): defense response to fungus; defense response to bacterium
Molecular function (GO): chitin binding; RNA nuclease activity
Source: RefSeq, a predicted model, not a curated record